Culicoides brevitarsis is the source of this 1892-nucleotide messenger RNA. RefSeq names its product T-complex protein 1 subunit gamma (gene CCT3). Lineage: Eukaryota; Metazoa; Arthropoda; Insecta; Diptera; Ceratopogonidae. Gene Ontology annotation, cellular component: chaperonin-containing T-complex. The transcript is spliced from 3 exons. The record is from RefSeq and is a predicted model, not a curated record. Bases 64 to 1695 code for a protein of 543 amino acids. Gene Ontology annotation, molecular function: ATP-dependent protein folding chaperone; ATP hydrolysis activity; ATP binding. Gene Ontology annotation, biological process: protein folding.
GCCGUACGGAGAACUUUAAAAAGCAGAAGUGUGACUUGAAAAUUAUUCCCUGAAAAUACAAAAAUGUUCGGAAGACAAGCCCCAAUUCUGGUUUUAAGCCAAAAUACCAAGCGAGAAUCCGGUCGAAAGGUUCAGCUGGAAAACAUCAAUGCCGGAAAGACAAUUGCUGACUUGAUUCGCACAUGUUUGGGUCCCCAAGCGAUGUUAAAAAUGUUGAUGGAUCCCAUGGGUGGCAUCGUGAUGACCAAUGACGGUAAUGCAAUCUUGCGAGAAAUCACCGUGCAACAUCCAGCUGCCAAAAGUAUGAUUGAAAUCGCUCGCACGCAAGACGAGGAAGUCGGCGAUGGCACCACCUCCGUCAUUGUCUUGGCAGGCGAGAUGCUUGCUGUAGCGGAGCCUUUUUUGCAUCAACAGCUGCAUCCGACUCUCAUUAUUCGUGCAUACCGUGAAGCCUUGGAAGACAUUAUCAAAGCGAUGGAAACGUGCAGCAUCGCCUUGGACCGCAACAACAAGAAACAGCUGCAAGAGGUCGUGAAAUCGUGCGUCGGCACAAAAUUCAUUGGGCGCUGGUCCGAUUUGGCGGUGCAAAUUGCCCUGGAUGCCGUCGAGACGGUAAUGUUGACGGAAAAUGGGCGCACGGAAAUCGAUUUGAAGAAAUAUGCGAAAGUCGAGAAGAUUCCCGGUGGCUCGAUCGACGAUUCGUGCGUUUUGAAGGGUGUCAUGAUCAACAAAGAUGUCACGCAUCCCAAAAUGCGACGUAUGAUCAAAAAUCCGCGAAUUGUGUUGUUGGAUUGCUCGUUGGAGUACAAAAAAGGCGAAAGUCAAACGAAUGUCGAAAUUGUGGGCGAACAAGAUUUCACGAAGCUCCUGCAGUUGGAAGAGGAAUACGUUGCUCGAGUUUGCGCCGACAUCAUUGCCGUCAAACCGGACUUGGUGUUCACCGAAAAGGGCGUUUCUGACUUGGCGCAACAUUAUUUAGUCAAAGCGGGCAUCACAGCAAUUCGUCGUUUACGUAAAACGGACAAUCUCCGUGUUGCUCGUGCCUGUGGCGCUACAAUUGUCAAUCGCACGGAAGAACUUACCGAGAAAGAUGUCGGCACGGGAUGCGGUUUGUUCGAAAUUAAGAAGAUGGGUGACGAAUAUUUCACUUUUAUCACGGAAUGCAAGGACCCGAAGGCAUGCACGAUCCUUUUGCGUGGCGCCUCGAAAGACGUUCUCAACGAAACGGAGCGAAAUUUGCAAGAUGCACUUCAUGUAGCUCGCAAUCUCGUACUUGAGCCGCGUCUUGUGCCCGGCGGUGGCGCCAUCGAGAUGGCAUUGUCACAAAUUUUGAACAAGAAACAAAUUCAGGGUCCGUACAAGGCAGUUGCGCAAGCUCUGGAAAUUAUUCCCCGUACUUUGGCGCAAAAUUGCGGCGCAAAUACAAUUCGUACUUUGACGGCAUUGCGUGCCAAACAUGCAUCGCAUGGCGAUACGGGACCAUGCACGUGGGGCAUUGACGGCGAAUCCGGCGAAAUUGUCGACAUGAAGGUCAAGGGCAUCUGGGAGCCGCUCUCCGUGAAGUUGCAAGUCUACAAGACAGCUGUUGAAACGGCAAUUUUGCUGCUUCGUAUUGAUGACAUUGUCUCGGGAUCGAAGAAACGAGGAGACGGGGAUGUGCCAGCUCCUUCCCAAAUGGCUGCAGGCGCCGAAUAAAUUAGAUCCAUACUUUUUUUUCUCACGUCAUGUAUUAUUAACAUUAUUUGUACGAUCAAUUAAUUUGCACUCACAUUAAAAAAUUUGUUUUGUUCAUCAUUAACCUUUUAAAAGCUUCGCAAAGUCACGCAUUGUACGUCACUUAAUAUUUUUUUUUUAAAUCAUGAAAAAUAAAAAAAAUAUCACAUUGCUACGAA